GACAUCGCAGGGAGUUGGCUUUCAGUUUGUAACGAGUAGCACUUGUGCUAUCUCGCAAAGGCUAGCAGAUGACUGCUACGCCGCUAAAUGGUUGCUGCUAGCUCGCUACAAUUACACUGGAGUAUUUUCAAUAGAAGCCAUCAGUCUGUGGACCACUAUUCAAUAAUGCAGGAUGGAAAAUAACAUUUUUACUUGGCUUCCGAACCAUUGUGUCGAUUCUCCGAAAUAACCGCCAAUAUUACUCCAGGAAGAAAAUUGGGGAAAGAUGGCACAUCUUGGAUAUCCUUGGUACCAACAAUGCUUGGAAAUUUUCCAGUUUCUUGUCACACAACAUAAAGGAAAAACAGAAAUUUACAGAAAAAAGAAAAGAAAGAAAAAACUUGAAAGAAUUUUAGAAGAGACGGAAGAGACAAAUUCUUUAGACUUUGAUGAAGAAAACUCUUCAUUUCGUUAUAUUCGUGUAGGAAUGUCUUUUUCCUGCUUUCACACAGAAUAUCCCUUUACUUGGUCAUCGAAAUUAUUAAAGAAAGAUAUUUCUCCAAAACUUUACACUCACUUAAACAGAAAUUCUCCACAAUGUCUGAAAAUCUUCAGAAUUUCUAUUUUUCUACUGCUUCUGUAUAGCUUGCCAAUGUUAUCAUCAAGUUCAUCAGAAGAGCCAGUUUGCCGUACAGAGGUGGACUACAGAGAUAUUUAUUCAGUGAAUUGCAGCCAGAGGAACCUGGAAGACGUACCAAAUGAUUUACACGUGAAGACAUGGGAACUAAAUUUAGAUUAUAAUAUGAUAAAGCUUAUAAAAUCCAUUAUAUAUUUUGCCAGAUACGACGAACUGCGAAAUUUAUCAUUACGUCAAAAUUCAAUCGAAGAUAUCAAUAUUAAUGCCUUUACUGGAUUAGUUAAUCUGGUUGCUUUGGAUUUAAAAGGUAAUAUGUUGACCACAAUUCCAACAGAAGCUCUAAAGAGUUUGCCUGCAUUGGAGACAUUGAUUCUCAGCGGUAAUAAUAUACAACACAUUAGUCAACAUGCUUUUCCAACUCUAAAAGAACUUUCCACUGUAAAAUUGGACAAAAACCGACUGUUUGUGAUAGACGACUACGCCUUGACCUCUCUCGUUUCUCUUCGAAGUUUGAGCAUUCAAAAUAAUAUACUGCAAAGUUUGUCUUCUAGAGCUUUGUACAAAUCCGGACAAGAUCUUGAAACAUUACAUCUAUACAAUAAUCCUUGGCAGUGUGAUUGUAAGCUACGCUGGUUACGAGAUUGGGUUGAAAGAAGUUAUAGGAAAUGGCCUUCAAAUACAAUUUUACCGAUUUGUUCUGGGCCUCAUAUUAAUAGCAGAAAAGAUUUCAUGAAAGUACCUGAGCAUCAAUUUGCUUGUAAGAUCAUGAUGUAUUCGAGUGGAACGUCUUUAAAGAUACAAGCUGGUACCAAUGUGAAUUUAACAUGUAGGUUAUACUCUGACCCUCCUGCUGAAAUGAUAUGGCUCCAUAAUGACAGACGCAUUAGGGGGGACAGCAAAGACGAUCAUUUUAGGAUCGUCGAGUAUUUAGAAAAUAUUCAAAAUUUGGUUCUUACUAUAAAAAACUUUCAGAAGAAAGAUGUUGGUUUCUAUAAAUGUUUAGCCAGAAAUCCCAUGGGAAGAGACUCAGUAACUUACAAGGUGAAUUUAGAGCUAAACCCAAACAGAUUACCAUUGGAAAUGGAGACGAAAAAAACUAUUUUCAAUGCUAAAACAGCAAUAAUUUGUUCCGUAGCCAUUACUCUGGUAUUAAUAGUUCUUCUGAUGUUGCUGUUAGUUUUCAGACAUAUAAAAAACCAACGCAAACGUCAAGAAAAACUGCGGAUCACAAUUGAGGACUUGUUUGAAAAGAAAAAUCGUUCGGACGUGAAAAACCGGAGUUGUGAUGAAGACCAAAUGGACAUGGGAGAAAUGGACCCCCUUUACCAAACUGUAGUUAGUGAUGGUAACUAUGUGUCGUUCAAGUCCGAUCCUGUUGAUUCUGAAGAUGUUUCUCAGCUCUAUACUUCUAAUACACGUUUCAAUGAAACUCAUUCUGAACUCGAACCAAAUAACACGUCUUGCUGGCUUCAAAAAGAUCAUCCAUUUUCUGAGUCUGCAUCACCUUUGCUAGGAUCAACAUUAAGUGCUCAAAAUACACCAACUCACCAAAGCAAGCAGCGAGGCAACAUUAAAGAAGUUCCACUAACAACUUUCCCCAGAAAUACUAUUGGCUCUUAUUCAUCGUUCAAAACAGGUCCACCUCACUAUGUGACAAAUCGUCGUCAUAAAAGCAAUAACAACGACAAUGAAGAAUUCUAUAACAUAAUGAUCAAUCAGGAACCUCUCAAUGACUAUCUGUUUUCAAAAAACCAGAAUCCAAACAUUGUAUAUAAUUCCUCUUAUGACCCAAUAUUUGGAAGCAAAAACAAGGUUCUACCUUUUGCUGUCUCACCUGUAUCGAGCGAUGGCUGUCCAAAGCGCAGUGUUACUUUUACUUCGCCACAAAUUAAACCUAAAGAAGAUACAAACAAACGAUAUUCUUCGGUUGGAAGUCUUGGGAGCUUAGCUCCAAGAAAACCGCCACGAUUCUACAGUAGGUCCAGUGUGGUAAAUGGAGAUAUAAAUAGUCCAGUGUCCUCCCCUACUGCCAGUUACAAAGAUGAGUUCGGAACGGCUGUUUGAUUUAGUUAUUGUUGAAUAUAAAGCAGUCUAUAAUGAAAAAAUAGAAAUGAAAAAAUCUCGUAACUUGAAAAUUACAUUCUCAUUAAAUCCUUAAGUCACCAUUUGAUCUCAUUACGACUUUCAUUUCCGUAUUUUCUUAGAAACAGAAAUUCACUCUCUCUUUCAAACAAAUUUUCCUUGAUCAAAAUCAAUUAACGCCAAUGUCUCUUCUAAUAAUAAUAAUAAUAAUAACAAUGGUCUAUUAAAUUCCAUGAGGAAACGAAGGUGAAAGGAAAUCCAAAAGAGUAUAUUUCAUUCUUUAACGUAUGAACAAUUGUUCGUAUUUUGACAUAUUUUACAGUCUUUUUAUUUUCCUUUUUAACUUGGCGAGCGACGUAGAAUCGAAGUAAGUUACCAGUGAAUCAAGCCUGUGCCUUGGUUUGGAUUCCCAGUUGAAAUCAUUUCAUUUACGUCGCUAAUGUCCUUGGGAAAGGCCUGAACGUCACAUUUUUUCCCGCUUCCCUUCCCUAAAAUCCUCCGGCUCUACGCCUUGUAAAAAGUCAUAAUGUAUUUAAAUCAUUUAAAAUUACACAUUUUUGUGGAAUUUUUUUCUUUCAUUUGUUUGUCACCAUGUGCAACCGUUGAGAGACAAAAAUGGGUUUUAAUCCCUAAAACCCUGUAAUAAAUAAUAUGGUGGUUUUC
Octopus sinensis (East Asian common octopus) is the source of this 3361-nucleotide messenger RNA. Its product is annotated as amphoterin-induced protein 2. Lineage: Eukaryota; Metazoa; Mollusca; Cephalopoda; Octopoda; Octopodidae. Bases 266 to 2680 code for a protein of 804 amino acids. The transcript is spliced from 3 exons. The record is from RefSeq and is a predicted model, not a curated record. Gene Ontology annotation, molecular function: protein binding.